Molecule: messenger RNA, 915 nt
Organism: Antrostomus carolinensis (chuck-will's-widow)
Lineage: Eukaryota; Metazoa; Chordata; Aves; Caprimulgiformes; Caprimulgidae
Gene: KCNAB1
Product: potassium voltage-gated channel subfamily A regulatory beta subunit 1
Exons: 6
Coding region: 19-606 (195 amino acids)
Biological process (GO): transmembrane transport; potassium ion transport; regulation of potassium ion transmembrane transport
Cellular component (GO): juxtaparanode region of axon; voltage-gated potassium channel complex; membrane
Molecular function (GO): potassium channel regulator activity; transmembrane transporter binding
Source: RefSeq, a predicted model, not a curated record
UUAGAAAUCGUCCGCGCGAUGACACACGUAAUAAAUCAAGGCAUGGCCAUGUACUGGGGAACGUCGCGCUGGAGCGCUAUGGAGAUCAUGGAAGCCUACUCUGUCGCCAGGCAGUUUAACAUGAUCCCCCCCGUGUGUGAACAAGCUGAAUAUCACCUUUUCCAAAGAGAGAAAGUGGAGGUUCAGCUGCCGGAAUUAUAUCACAAAAUCGGGGUCGGAGCAAUGACGUGGUCUCCACUAGCCUGUGGGAUCAUCUCAGGGAAAUACGGCAACGGGGUCCCUGAAAGCUCAAGGGCUGCACUAAAGUGCUACCAGUGGCUGAAAGAGAAAAUCGUAAGCGAGGAAGGCAGGAAGCAGCAGGUGAAGCUGAAGGACCUGUCGCCCAUCGCCGAGCGCCUGGGGUGCACCCUGCCUCAGCUGGCCGUCGCAUGGUGCUUGAGAAACGAGGGGGUGAGCUCUGUCCUUCUGGGAUCUUCCAACCCCGAGCAGCUGAUCGAGAACCUUGGAGCCAUACAGGUCCUUCCAAAGAUGACAUCCCAUAUUGUAAACGAAAUAGAUAAUAUUCUGGGAAAUAAGCCCUACAGCAAGAAGGACUACAGAUCAUAAUGCAAUGCAUGAAUUCCCUGGACCGCAUGGUUUCCAGAGUGCUCUGUGCAGAAGUACAGCCCCGAAUUAAUAUCCGGUCAGGCGAGUCAUUCAGCAGCUUGCUGCUCGGUGUCUGCUGGCACUGGAUCCUUCGAGACGCGUGCUGUCGCUACCAACCUGCAGUGAAAUGUAAAAGCACAGUUGAUCUCUCCUCUGACCGAGAAUAAUCUUGUAUUUUCUUACCUUCGACUGAAUUCAUUGAUUUUUGACUUUACCCUUAGCACCUCAUGCUUGUGCUGUGAAAAAAAAAACACGUGUAAAGCAAAAAAA